Molecule: messenger RNA, 2720 nt
Organism: Myotis myotis
Lineage: Eukaryota; Metazoa; Chordata; Mammalia; Chiroptera; Vespertilionidae
Gene: ERP27
Product: endoplasmic reticulum protein 27
Exons: 6
Coding region: 803-1723 (306 amino acids)
Biological process (GO): response to endoplasmic reticulum stress; protein folding
Cellular component (GO): endoplasmic reticulum
Source: RefSeq, a predicted model, not a curated record
AUGAACCUUCAAAAUAAGAACAGAAGAAAAUCACAAUUUGUUUUAUUUUAUGGUAUUAUCAUAUGACAGUUUUUUUUCUGAUCUUGAGAUCUAUGUCUCCCACUGCCUAUGGGGUCUCUUGGAGUUCCACAGUCAUCUUGGCCCCAAUCAGACACUGUUUCUCUCCUGUUUAAGAUCUUUCCAUGGAUUCUCAUCACCUGCAAAAUAAAAUUGAAGCUCCUAGGCUUCGUUCAUAAACCCCUCUGUGAGCUGGUCCCAGCAUACCUUUCUGCCCGUAAUGAUCAUUUCCUUCCCUUUGGAAUACUCAAUCACUAAUAAUUCUCUCUCAUGUUACAUUUGCAUCGCUGGGCUUUGUCUCAUUACAUGAAACUCAGGUUCCAUCUUUGUUGUCUGGCAAAAUUACUUACUCAGGCCUCUGGUUGGGCAUCCCCUGCAGGGAACAAAACCUUCGCUAACCCCACCACUGUCCUAAACAUCCUUCGUCUGACCUCUCACAGUGCUCUAUGAGUUCCUCUUUCUUUUUCACUUUUCAUUUUAUAUUUAAAUGAUGUUUAUUUGUCCAUUUCUCACAUUAACAAUCUAAGCUGGGAGAGGCUAGAUCACAUCAUAGUUACCUUUGUAUCCCUAGAGCUUAGGUCAAUACCUGGCAUAGAACAUUGUUUUCUUAUUUAAAUGAAUUGACUUUCUUCUGGUUGGUUUUGUGCGGAGGCCCUGUCACUAACCUCGGUCUGUUAUCUCAGAAGUUGAAGGUCCCCCUAGAGCCAGCUGCAAGGUUCCCAAAGCUCUAAGAACACCACAGCCCAUGAAGUACAGAGUAGGCUGCCCUGAGUCCGUGUCCCAAAACACAAAGUCCAGGGGUUGGAUCAGGAGCAGAAGAAGAAUGGAAGCGACACCACCCAGGUGCCUGUUUCUGUUAUUUCUCUUCACGUGCAAGCUGUCCCCAGAUGUUGCUGCAGAAAUUCAAGAAUCCUCAGAUGGCUCCAGUGCUCCCCAGGAACCUGUGCGGCUCACGGGUGUCCCAGCUGCCAUGGAAUUCAUUGCUGCUGCUGAGGUGGCUGUCAUAGGCUUCUUCCAGGAUUUAGAAAUACCAGCAGUGCCCGUAUUCCAUGGUGUGGUGCAAAAAUUCCAAGACGUAUCAUUUGGAAUCAGCACUGAUUCUGAGGUUCUGGCUCACUACAACAUCACUGAGAACACCAUUGCUCUCUUUCGUCUGGUGGAUAAUGAACAACUGAAUUUAGAGAGUGAAGACAUUGAAAACAUUGAUGACACCAGAUUAAGCCGUUUUAUUGAGAUCAACAGUCUCCACUUUGUGACAGAGUACAAUCCUGCGACUGUGAUUGGCCUAUUUAAUAGCAUGGUUCAGAUUCAUCUUCUCCUGAUGAUGGACAAGGCCUCCCCAGAGUAUGAAGAAAGCUUGCACAGAUACCACAAGGCAGCUAAGCUCUUCCAGGGGAAGAUACUUUUUAUUCUGGUGGACAGUGGUGUGAAAGAAAAUGGGAAGGUGAUAUCAUUUUUCAAACUAAAGAAAUCUGAACUGCCCGCUUUGGCAAUUUACCGGACUCUAGAUGAGGAGUGGGAUACACUUCACGUGACAGAAGUUUCAAUAGAGCGCGUGCAAAACUUUUGUGAUGGAUUCCUAAAAGGGAAAAGGCUGGUAAGUGUGAGGCUACAGGGAAGGCAAGUUGAAUGUUCUUCCUUUCUAUGUCUCUAUUAUUCCUAUUGAAUAAAAACUCUUGGGGCUCCACUGGAUUUGAUUAAGAGCAAAGGCAUAUGAGGACACAGUAGACAGAGUUUGGAUGCUUUUUAGGAGAGAGUCGUGGAGAUAGAACUGCAAAAGCGUUUUGGGAAAGGUCUUGCCUAUUCAAAAGAGCUGAAUUCUGUGUUUCACCAUUCUGUGUAAAAUAUCAAUAGGAAACAAAUUCCAUAGAAAGAGUUCAUAAGACAAAAACUGCAGGUAGAUUUAGGACUUCCAGGGGUGGACUCCAAAUCUAAAUAUCAUGUCUUGGCAUUUUUCAGAGUGAAAAUCAUGACUCAGAAGAAAAGACUCAAAAGGUGGAACUCUAAUUUUUCCCCAAUACUUCCGCAUACCAACAAGCAUCUACUUCAUGCUGAAUGAAGAGGGGCAACUCAAACCUCAGGGACACUAAACAACAAAAUCACCAGGCCCUAUACACACACACACACACACACACACACACACACACACACACACACCUCUAUUUUUUUCCCUAAAAUCUCAUUUAUUCUCCUUGUCCUUUCUUUUAAUUUGCCUAUAUUCUCUCACUACCCAUGCAAUUUUCUCUUAUGCAUUCAUACCAUGUAGACCCAAACGCUGUAGUACCACUAUGAUACCACUGGGUGGAGGCUUUAAGAGGAAUACAUACUGUGACACUAGCAUGAAGAGACAUGGCUCAAAGGAAAUUGCCCUGAUUUGUCAUUUAAUAUUGAACUUGGACACUGCACAUGACCUACACACAACAUAGUUUCUUCUCUAUAAGGGUUGAAACUCUACUUUCCUCAUAAGCACCUGUGCUCCUGGGCCCAAGAACAAAAGGGUUUUACACACCUUUGUGGAACUGUCUUUUUGCCAGAAGUCAAAUGGUGUUCCCAAGGUUCUGAACUCAGCAGAAACAGACCAUGUAGAACUCUUUGCUUGUUUUGUGUUCCCAACGCCCCAUGUAAAUCAACAACUGCAUAAUAAAUAAAAGGCAAUGAUGUUA